Chenopodium quinoa (quinoa) is the source of this 2935-nucleotide messenger RNA. Its product is annotated as probable ADP-ribosylation factor GTPase-activating protein AGD14. Lineage: Eukaryota; Viridiplantae; Streptophyta; Magnoliopsida; Caryophyllales; Amaranthaceae. The record is from RefSeq and is a predicted model, not a curated record. Bases 234 to 2375 code for a protein of 713 amino acids. Gene Ontology annotation, molecular function: GTPase activator activity. The transcript has 14 exons.
AUUCUUCAUUUUUGGAUUAAUGAAUCUUCUUAUUGAGUAAAUUUCCCCUCUUUUUUCUCUCUCCUCUGCAAAUAAUUUUCCCAAAUUAUCAAAUAUAUUUCACUUUCCACCCUUCUUCUUCGACGACUAAUCAUCACUGUCGGCAUCAACUUCACCAGCUUCUCCUCCUCUUUCUCUCUCCUCCAUUGAUACAAACCUUCACUUCAACGAUUCAGUGAUUGAAUUGGAGAGAGAUGGCGAAUCGGAAAGAAGAUGAGAAGAAUGAGAAGAUUAUACGAGGUCUUCUGAAGCAACCUGGAAAUCGCAAGUGUAUUAAUUGCAAUACUUUGGGUCCCCAAUAUGUUUGCAUCACUUUCUCGACAUUUGUUUGCACUACUUGUGGUGGGAUUCACCGUGAAUUCACACACCGAGUAAAGUCAGUAUCAAUGGCCAAAUUUACACCGCAAGAAAUUGCUGCACUUCAAGCUGGAGGAAAUGAGCGGGCAAAGGAAAUACACUUCAAAGAAUGGGACACUCAGCGGCAAACUGCUCCUGAUAGCAGCAACGUGGACAGACUUCGGGACUUUAUCAAGCAUGUGUAUGUGGAUAGGAGAUAUAGUGGUGAAAGGGGCAGUGACAGACCUCCUCGUGGAAAACUGGGUGACAAAGAAGAACCAAAUGAAAAUAGGAGAUCGGAUGCAUAUCAGAGUGGAUCUCGAAGCCCACCAUACGAUGAUAGAUAUGAACGCCGUUCUAGUGGCAGGUCAAGUCCUGGCUAUGAUGCAAGAAGUCCAGGAUAUGAUCAAGACAACCAGAGGCACAGUGACUAUGGGAGAAGUCCUGUCCGCCCUGGGAUUAUCAAUAAUUGGCGACGGGAAGACAGGUUUUCCAAUGGGAGGAAAUCUGAUGAUCGUCAUAGUUCUGAUGGGGAGGGUAAGCCUGAAAUCAAGUCGUCUGAUAGCCAAAAGGAUUCUGUUGUCCCCAGCCUUCCUGUUGUACGGCUUGUUGGGGAGAUAUUGGGGGAUAAUGUUGUACCUCUUCGCAUUAGUGAGCCUCCAAGAGCCAAUAGCGGCAGGGUUGUUGAUGGCCCUAAAAUUACCCAGAGAACUGCCUCUUCUAGUAGUUUGGCAUCCAGCAAUGGAAAUCCCGUAGAACCUAAAAAGGAAACAUCAUUGAUUGAUUUUGAUGCUGAGCCAGAACCGCCCGUGACUGCUGCUGCAACACAAGCUCAGCUAUCAACUGCUGAUCAAUCGGUUGUCCAGCCAACAAGUACUCAAAAUGAUAAUGAUUGGGCUUGUUUCGACAGUGCUCCGGUGGAUAAGGUGUCUCAAGCACCUCAAAGUACGAAUCCACUGGACUCUCUUACGUUGUUGUCGGUUCCAAUUCCUGGCCAUUCAUCUGGAUCCACUAGUAGCAAUGCUGCUCCCAUGCCUUCAAAUGGCGUGUUCCCAUCAUCGACUAGUGGCGAUUUGCUUUUUGCUUCUGUGGGUAGUACACCAACAGAUGCAUUCCCUGGGGCUGCUCCUGCAUCCUCACCAUUGACCACUUUGUCAUCUUUCCCAUCUGGAGGUGCUGUGGCUGGUUCUAACUUGCCACCAACAUUGCCCUCAAAUGGUGGUAAUUAUCAGCAGUAUGGGAUACAGCAUCAGCAACAGGCUUUCACCCAUAAUGCUGGAGGUCAGCCUGCUGCAGCACAAUUGGCUUCAGGUUUUCCUAAUGGUUUUAGUAGUCAGGGUGUGGCUGGCAAUCGUGCUGCACAACCUUCUCAAGUUAUUGCAACUCUUCAGUCACAAACAGUUGAAGUUAAACCCAAUGAUAGAAGAGAACUUCCUGCGGAUCUCUUUACUGCUACAUACUCGUUUGCACCUUAUCAAGCUCCUGGUUGGCGACCUGGUGUCAGUGGUAUGUAUCCUGGCAUGCAAUAUCCGAUGCAGUAUAACCCAGCAAUGUCUAUGCCAACAUUUCCGCAGCCAACAUUUCCGCAGCAAACAUUUCCGCAGCCAAACAAAUCAUCUAAUCCUUUUGAUGCUGAAGGAUCUUCUGGGCAACCUGCAGCGUUCCCUUCUAUGUCAACUUUGCAUGCUGCUCUUCCCAAUGCAGCGGCUCCAGGAGGCGUAGUGCAUCCUUCCAACAUCGGUACUGCUAUGCCUUAUGGAUCAGCCAUGCCAGGUGCUAAUUCGAUUCCUCCUCAGACGUCAACAGUGCAUCCAGCUGCACCAUCUCUCGGAUCAGCCAUGCCAGGCGGAACAUACAUGGGCCAGCAAUUACCCCCUAACAUGGCAUCAUCCAGGCCUCAGGGAUUUGGUAGCUUUGGUAAUGAAGUUCCUGCUUUUGCCUCAUUGAAUCCGGCUGCUGCCAUGCCAAACCCUUCCCUUGGUGGGAACCCAUUUGGCUGAAAAGCAAAAACCCGUCUUGCUGCACCCCCUUAAACAAUUCUUUUGUGGCAACGCUAAGUCCUUGUGUAGAGUAGAUACAUCAAUACUCCACCUCAAAUAGGAAGUUUUGAGGUCUUGGGGCGUAGGUUCAUUUGCCUUGUUCCCAUGUAAAGAUAUUUUGCACCUGUAUGUAGAAUACAUCCAGAGAAUAUGAAGAGACAAAGAGUAAAUCUUGUGAUUUAAAAGAAGCAUGAAAGACUGCGGAAUUGCCAUAUUUACCAUUUUUGGAGUCUCGUUCAUUUAGAUGAUGGAUUAGCCUUUGGCAAUUGCUCUAAGCUUCUGCACUCUAAGUUGUAACAAUUUUUUUUUAAUCUUAUUGUAACCUAGUUUGGAGUCUACUGCUUUUAUACCGGUAAGCGGCAUCCAUUUGUGAAAAAUAUAUUUUAGUUGGCUUGUUAGAACUCUUUUUGUAUCCCUUUUAAAUUUUUUAUUUUUUUUUUCCAAUUUAUUUAUGUGAAUAUAGAUGUUUUGUUUGAAUAAAUAUCUUGCAUAUCAUUAUAUGAGACUUUCUGGUUGUGUUC